AUGAGCGCCGCCUACAUUAUACCUUUGGAUGAAAUGGACUUAGGUCUCUUACCAAAUACUUACUCUCCAAAGAGAAAUAUGCCGCUGUGGAGCUUAAACAAUGAACAAUGUGAAUUUCGUAUUUCCUAUAAUCCAUUGGAAGAUCAGACUGAUAAAGAUGCCUCAACACACAAACAGGACCUAAAAACGACUAUGUGUCACAUUUGCAAGAUUGAUGUCCCGGUGAAAUAUCUCAAAGAACACAGAGAUGGUGUUAAACAUAAAGCAUAUUUAAAAAUAGCUAACACAGCAUUGGAAAGGCUAAAAGAUGAAAUCAAUAAUAAUGUGUAUUCAGAAGAAAGAGACUCGUUGAAAUAUUUCUGUCCUCAUUGCACUACUGUUACAGAAGUAUGUGAUCGACAAAAACACGAUAAUUCCACAGAUCACAAGAACGCUGUCCUUACUGACAGAUAUAUAAAAAAAAUUCUUGAUUUUUAUACAAAUUCAACGGAUAACAUAAAAAAUACUUUGGAAUUUCAAGUUGCACAAUCAAAGGCAGCUGAUAAACUACUAAAUGCAAUACAAAACACGAAGCCAAUAGAUGUUCUGAAUAAUUUUGAUAUGGAAAAUUAUUUGAAUGAAUUGAAAUAUAAACACAAAAUGACCACUAAUAUAAAAGUGAUCAGUAAAGGAAGACUACUGAUAGAUAUAGAUGGAAACAAACUAGAAAUUGACGAAGAUAAUUUUCAUGGUAUCUUAAACCGAGACGGGGGUUGUGUUGAGUGCAUUGUUUGCAAAGAAAUUUUCAGAACUGAGAAUAAAUACAUACAUAUUCGAGGAUCAAAACAUGCUUAUAGAGUGACUGCGCCAAUUACAGAUAUUAACUGCAUAAGAGAGAUAUAUCCAUCGUGGUACCACUGCAUUCUUUGCAACACUAUCACUGAAAAUUACUCAACACACACUGCCUUAGAUAGUAACCAUAGCAAAAAUUUUGAAACUGCUUUCAAAUAUUUCAACUUCCAGGGAAAUGUCACAUCUUUAGACAAUCUGAAACCUAACAAUGAUCAUUUAAAUGACAACAAGUCUUUUGUUUUAAACAAAACUAAGAUUAAUUUAAAUGAAACAAAUGACAUGAAAAUUAAUGUGAUAUCGACCAUAACAAGUGAACCUGGCAUUAAUAUGAAUGAAGCUAUAGAAAAUGAACCUGGAAUUAACAUGAAUGAAGCCAUAGGAGAUGAACCUGGCAUUAAUAUGAAUGAAGCUACAAUAAAUGAACCUGGGAGUAAUAUGAAUGAAGCCAUAAGAAAUGAACCUGGCACUAAUAUGAAUGAAGCUACAAUUAAUGAACCUGGGAGUAAUAUGAAUGAAGCCGUAAGAAAUGAACCUGGCACUAAUAUGAAUGAAACUACAAUUAAUGAACCUGGGAGUAAUAUGAAUGAAGCCAUAAGAAAUGAACCUGGUGUGAACUUAAAAAAAAAUGAAGAAAACAAAGCGAACAUAAAUGAAAAUGUCAACAAAAUUAAUGAUUCUGAUGUGAAUGUAUUAGAUGCAAUUUAUGCAAUUAUUUAA
Messenger RNA from Danaus chrysippus (African queen), 1548 nucleotides. Lineage: Eukaryota; Metazoa; Arthropoda; Insecta; Lepidoptera; Nymphalidae. The record is from the annotation of a GenBank genome assembly.